Mesocricetus auratus (golden hamster) is the source of this 537-nucleotide messenger RNA. RefSeq names its product ribosomal protein L35 (gene Rpl35). Gene Ontology annotation, biological process: maturation of LSU-rRNA from tricistronic rRNA transcript (SSU-rRNA, 5.8S rRNA, LSU-rRNA); translation. Gene Ontology annotation, molecular function: mRNA binding; structural constituent of ribosome. The record is from RefSeq and is a predicted model, not a curated record. Lineage: Eukaryota; Metazoa; Chordata; Mammalia; Rodentia; Cricetidae. Bases 135 to 506 code for a protein of 123 amino acids. Gene Ontology annotation, cellular component: ribosome; cytosolic large ribosomal subunit. The transcript is spliced from 4 exons.
CUCCGGCGGGCGGGCCUCCCUCGCCGUGACGCUAUUGGCCGUGCUCGGCGCCACCCCGCAGUAGUUACGGAAGUCGGGCCCGCCUCUUCCUCUUUCUCUCGGACCGGGACGUCUCAGCGGCGAGCAGCGCAGCUAUGGCCAAGAUUAAGGCUCGGGACCUGCGCGGCAAGAAGAAGGAGGAGCUGCUGAAGCAACUGGACGAUCUGAAGGUGGAGCUGUCCCAGCUUCGCGUCGCCAAGGUGACGGGCGGCGCCGCGUCCAAACUCUCCAAGAUACGAGUCGUCCGCAAAUCCAUUGCCCGUGUCCUCACCGUAAUUAACCAGACUCAAAAAGAAAACCUCAGGAAAUUCUACAAGGGUAAGAAGUACAAGCCUCUGGACCUGCGACCCAAGAAGACGAGAGCCAUGCGCCGCCGGCUCACCAAACACGAGGAGAAGCUGAAGACCAAGAAGCAGCAGAGGAAGGAGAGGCUGUACCCGCUGCGCAAGUUUGCGGUCAAGGCCUGAUGGGACGGCAAUAAAGCGCGAGACUGACUGA